Molecule: messenger RNA, 1965 nt
Organism: Penicillium oxalicum
Lineage: Eukaryota; Fungi; Ascomycota; Eurotiomycetes; Eurotiales; Aspergillaceae
Product: putative NAD+ kinase Utr1
Exons: 1
Coding region: 1-1965 (654 amino acids)
Biological process (GO): NADP+ biosynthetic process; NAD+ metabolic process
Molecular function (GO): NAD+ kinase activity
Source: RefSeq, a predicted model, not a curated record
AUGGCAUCGCCAGGCAGGAGUUGUCGCCAACUCGACUCGCCCCUGACGUGCCCACUGCCAUCCGUCGUUCCCCCUCUUCCUCCUCCUACUCCUCCUCCUCCUGCCGCUGUCCAGGCCGAGGCCAGCUCGGGCGCAGGUGCCCCACCUCCGCCAUCUCAAAAGAAACCAUCAUCCCUCAGCACAGCGCUUUUGCGUGACUAUGCUCUGCACAUAGAGCCUUCGCAGACACACCACGAGAUGCCUUUGCCGGAAUCUGUGUCACAGACAGCCGGUGAUCCAACGUGGUGUGCCCCGAAGAGCGCCCCCGCCGCUGAGGAGACCGCGGCGCUCCAGCUGGUACCCCCCAACGUUCGCCGUUUUCACCACAAAUCUCUCACGGGCCCUCGAUCGUUAUCCACAGAUUGCAUUCCCCGGCAAACAAUCAUGAAGGCGCUGGCGUCACGCCCGUGUCUGCCGGGUAACAACUCUAAUUCAGGCUUCACAAAUCCAUGGGCCAAUCUGAUCCCGAACGGCACCCCCGAAGCCGCCCCCUCCUCAUCGCCCCCAGAGGACAAAGAGCGCCGAGGCAGCAAUGCAUCUCCUCGGAAACUAUCAAACGCACUGUCAAACUUACAACUGACGGGGUAUCUGGAACGGUCGCCCUCGACCGCACGAUUGAUGCUGCAGACCCCUUGUUAUUUUCACCAGAGAUUCGACGACGCUGUGAACAUCAAAAAAGUGCUAGAGGAGAUUGCGGAUGAUGAGUGGUUAUCACACUCUCGCUUGGUGCAGACGGCCACGGGCGUCCGUGAGGUCUCCAAACAGUUGCAACGCCGGCCCAUCAGGCGCGCAGUACGGACGAUCAUGAUUGUGACCAAGGCCCGAGACAAUAGUCUGGUGUAUCUGACACGCCAAGUCGCCGAGUGGCUGCUCAUGACGCCGCGGUAUGGAAACGACCUCGGGGUCAACGUUUACGUCGAUGCCAAACUACGCAAUUCAAAACGGUUCGAUGCCGCGGGUCUCAUCCAGAAAGAGCCACGAUUGGCACAGAUGCUCCACUUUUGGACACCAGACUUGUGCUGGACCUCGCCAGAGAAGUUUGAUCUCGUCUUGACACUCGGCGGUGAUGGCACUGUUUUGUUUACCUCAUGGCUGUUCCAGCGCGUGGUGCCUCCAGUUUUGUGUUUCUCCCUCGGAAGCCUCGGAUUUUUGACCAAUUUCGAGUUCAAUGAAUACAAGUCUCAUCUCAAUGCGGUGAUGGGAGACGUCGGUAUGCGGGUCAACCUACGCAUGAGAUUUACGUGCACUGUCUUCCGGAAAGACCGCAGCAAAGGUGCUGAGGCGGAUGCUGUCGAGGAAGGGGAACAGUUCGAGGUCUUGAACGAGGUGGUCAUCGACCGAGGGCCGUCCCCGUACGUCUCAAAUCUGGAGCUCUACGCUGAUGGUGAGCUCUUGACCGUCGUGCAGGCUGACGGAUGCAUCUUUUCCACACCUACCGGCUCUACUGCAUAUUCCCUGUCCGCUGGCGGCUCUCUCAUGCACCCAUCCAUUCCCGGUAUUCUUCUCACGCCCAUCUGUCCUCACACGCUCUCCUUCCGACCCAUGGUCCUCUCCGACUCCCACCUCUUGCGCAUUGCUGUUCCUACUGCGUCGCGAUCCACCGCCUAUUGCUCCUUCGAUGGCAAAGGUCGUGUUGAGCUUCGACAAGGCGACUACGUCACUGUCGAGGCGAGCCAGUAUCCAUUCCCCACCGUGGUCUCCGACAGCGGCGAGUGGUUCACAAGCGUGCAACGAGCUCUCCGAUGGAACACCCGAGGUGCCGUGCAAAAAAGCUGGGACGGUGGAGACGGGGCCGACGCCGAAGAUGAAUGGGAUAUUGAUACCGAUGCUGGACUCACCGGUACAGACAGCGGUCUCGGCCCCAGCGAGGACGGAGACUCUGUGUCCCCGAAUCCUGGGCGGCGUCAGAUGAGCGCUGACUCUUGA